Onychomys torridus (southern grasshopper mouse) is the source of this 3265-nucleotide messenger RNA. RefSeq names its product ras homolog family member T1 (gene Rhot1). Gene Ontology annotation, biological process: small GTPase-mediated signal transduction; mitochondrion organization. Bases 205 to 2319 code for a protein of 704 amino acids. Lineage: Eukaryota; Metazoa; Chordata; Mammalia; Rodentia; Cricetidae. The transcript is spliced from 21 exons. Gene Ontology annotation, cellular component: mitochondrial outer membrane. The record is from RefSeq and is a predicted model, not a curated record. Gene Ontology annotation, molecular function: GTPase activity; GTP binding; calcium ion binding.
UGCCGCCGCCCGCGUCCGCGGAGCCGGAGGAGGCGGAGCUGGCUUGUCCCGGCUCCAGAGCGGAGCGGCAGCCGAGGAGGCGGUGCGGCGAGUCAGGGAGGCCGAGGCUCGGGCGCAGAGGCCUGAGAGGCUGGCAGGAGACGGUGGUAGCGCGGGGAGAGCGGCGCCACGGGCUGGGCGCUCCCGGCGUGAGGCGUGCGCUCCAUGCGUGCGGGCCGAGCGCGGCCCCUGCGAGCCUCCGACAUGAAGAAAGACGUGCGGAUCCUGCUAGUGGGAGAACCUAGAGUUGGGAAGACAUCACUGAUUAUGUCUCUGGUCAGUGAAGAAUUUCCAGAAGAGGUUCCUCCUCGGGCAGAAGAAAUCACCAUUCCAGCUGAUGUCACCCCUGAGAGAGUUCCAACACACAUUGUUGAUUACUCAGAAGCAGAACAGAGUGAUGAACAACUUCAUCAAGAAAUAUCACAGGCUAAUGUCAUCUGCAUAGUUUAUGCUGUUAACAACAAACAUUCUAUUGAUAAGGUAACAAGCCGAUGGAUUCCACUCAUAAAUGAAAGAACAGACAAAGACAGCAGGCUGCCUUUGAUAUUAGUUGGGAACAAAUCUGAUUUGGUGGAAUAUAGUAGUAUGGAGACCAUCCUUCCUAUUAUGAACCAAUAUACAGAAAUAGAAACCUGUGUGGAGUGUUCAGCAAAAAACCUGAAGAAUAUAUCAGAGCUGUUUUAUUAUGCACAGAAAGCUGUUCUUCAUCCUACAGGGCCUCUGUACUGCCCAGAGGAGAAAGAGAUGAAACCAGCUUGUAUAAAAGCCCUCACUCGUAUAUUUAAAAUAUCUGAUCAAGAUAAUGAUGGCACUCUGAAUGAUGCUGAACUCAACUUCUUUCAGAGAAUUUGUUUCAACACUCCGUUAGCUCCUCAAGCUCUGGAAGAUGUCAAGAACGUGGUUAGAAAACACUUAAGUGAUGGUGUGGCUGACAGUGGGUUGACGCUGAGAGGUUUUCUCUUUUUACAUACACUUUUUAUCCAGAGGGGGAGGCAUGAGACUACGUGGACUGUACUUCGACGAUUUGGUUAUGAUGAUGAUCUGGAUCUGACACCUGAGUAUUUAUUCCCCCUGCUAAAAAUACCUCCUGAUUGUACUACUGAAUUAAAUCAUCAUGCAUAUUUGUUUCUCCAAAGCACCUUUGACAAACAUGAUUUGGACAGAGACUGUGCUUUGUCACCUGAUGAACUUAAAGAUUUAUUCAAAGUUUUCCCUUACAUACCUUGGGGACCAGAUGUAAAUAACACAGUUUGCACAAAUGAAAGAGGCUGGAUAACCUACCAGGGAUUCCUUUCCCAGUGGACGCUCACAACCUACUUAGAUGUACAGCGUUGCCUGGAGUAUUUGGGCUAUCUAGGCUAUUCCAUACUGACGGAACAAGAGUCUCAAGCUUCAGCCAUUACAGUAACGAGAGAUAAAAAGAUUGACCUGCAGAAAAAACAGACUCAGAGAAAUGUGUUCAGAUGUAAUGUAAUUGGAGUGAAAGGCUGUGGGAAAAGCGGAGUUCUUCAGGCUCUCCUUGGAAGAAACCUAAUGAGACAGAAGAAAAUCCGUGAUGAUCAUAAGUCCUAUUAUGCAAUUAACACUGUCUAUGUAUAUGGACAAGAGAAAUACUUGUUGCUGCACGAUAUCUCAGAGUCGGAAUUUCUAACUGAGACUGAGAUCAUUUGUGAUGUUGUAUGCCUGGUAUAUGAUGUCACUAAUCCCAAAUCCUUUGAAUACUGUGCCAGGAUUUUUAAGCAACAUUUUAUGGACAGCAGAAUUCCCUGCUUAGUUGUAGCUGCAAAGUCAGACCUGCAUGAAGUUAAACAAGAACAUAGUAUCUCACCUACUGAUUUCUGCAGGAAACACAAAAUGCCUCCACCUCAAGCCUUCACUUGCAACACUGCUGAUGCACCCAGUAAGGAUAUCUUUGUUAAAUUGACAACAAUGGCCAUGUACCCAGAGGAUCAUUACAGAGGCAGCCUCUCCCGAGACAUGGGCAGCACUGAUAGAAUAGAGAAUUUGAGAAAAAUCUGGGUCUUUCUAAAAACUGCUUUCCAUGCCCGGUUACGCUGUAUGUGCACCUGCAACAGGUGUACAUUUUGCAUCUGUCAGAACUUCCUCAACUCAGACUUGCUGCAAUCUGUAAAGAACAAAAUCUUCACUGCAGUUCUUAACAGGCACGUGACACAAGCUGACCUCAAGAGCUCCACGUUCUGGCUUCGAGCGAGUUUUGGUGCUACUGUUUUUGCAGUUUUGGGCUUUGCUAUGUACAAAGCAUUAUUGAAACAGCGAUGAUUAAAAAUAAUAAUAAUAAUGACCGGCCUACCAAAAGCAAAUACUUUUAUGUACAUUCUGAAUGCUUUAAAUUCUGCUAGAAAUAUUGAGAUAUUUAUACAUGCAGAGUUACUUUAUUAAUAUUUGUAAUUCAUGCAUAAGAGUAUUUUACUGAUAGUAAUGACUGCAGUAUUAGUUGGCAUGUGGAAAGAAAACACCUUAGUAGCCAAACUUAAGUGGCUAAAUUUCAGAGGCCAAAAGGGAAUAUUUUGUAAAUAAUGUAUAUAUUCAAGCAAGAUAUGGUCUCCCAAACUGAGUUAUAGAAAUGGUAUUUGCAGACAUUUCUACAUUAGUGUCAUAGUGUUCACUUGGCUCACUCUGCUAGGUGUCAUCACCAGAGAUUGUGUUAUUCAUGAAUCACAUAUUUAUUUCACGUUGACUCAGAAUGACCCUUCGGCUUCUACAGCCAUUUCUCUCUAUUUUUAAGAUCACACAGGAGUCAAGGUCAGCUUUCCCAAACCACUUACGGUAGGCCAGCAUCAAAGCCAUCGUGAAAUCUAGAAAAUUGUGUAUCUGGGUGUGUGGCUGAGGAACUGAGACAGAAGCAGUUAGCAGAGGUGUUACCUGUGUGACUACAUUGCUUCUCUGUCAGUGUGUGGGAUUUUAUAGCUCUUUCCAUCAAACGAGAAAACAGUUUGUUAUCAAUGUUUUCAGUUUAAAUGAACAAGCCACCCUGACCACUGCUGCAUUUCACUGAAGUGGAAACUGUUCUCUAACGGCCAUGGAUGGUGGUGUAUCGCCUAGCUGCAUGUGUUGUGAAGUCUUCUAUAUCUGGCCAGGAUAAUCUGGAGGCAACACUUUUUUAAUGGUAAAAUAAAUCUAAUGACUAUAAACUCUCACAAGAAACCUAUUUUUUCCAUCAUUGACCUUUUCAGGUAUUUAAAUAAAUAACUGCUGUGUAAUGUGA